Molecule: messenger RNA, 1659 nt
Organism: Jatropha curcas
Lineage: Eukaryota; Viridiplantae; Streptophyta; Magnoliopsida; Malpighiales; Euphorbiaceae
Product: RNA-binding KH domain-containing protein
Biological process (GO): regulation of mRNA splicing, via spliceosome
Cellular component (GO): nucleus
Molecular function (GO): mRNA binding
Source: RefSeq, a predicted model, not a curated record
ACCAUCAAUCUGACUAUGACCACCCAAAAAACCAUUCCAACUCUAUUCAAUUCAUUUCAUUUUCAUUUUUUGACAAUAAAAACAAAACAAAACAGGAAAGAUCCAAUAUGUGGGUAUAAAUACAGCGAAGCAAGGAUCCAAGAGUCCUAUUUCAGUAGGGCUUGGUCUUUGACGCACACUCCUAUACAAUUAAAGGGCAGAGAGGCAGCCUUUGCCUCUUAAACCUCUGCCCCUUUUCACAAGUUCCUCUUUUUCUCUGUGCUUUUCCAUCCACAUCCAUUAUUAGAGUGAAGUUUUUGUCUGUGUGGGCGUGAUGGGAGAGAGAAUCCCACCAGGGAGUUACUUCCAGUAUCCUCCCUCUGGAGCCCAUCAAGCUUCUCCUCAUAGGUCAAGUUCUAUUCCUUCAGAUCGUGAAAGAUACUUGGCUGAACUGUUGGCAGAGAGGCAAAAGUUGGGACCUUUUCUACAAGUUCUACCGCAUUGUAGCAGGCUUCUUAAUCAAGAAAUCAGACGAGUAUCAGGUUUUAGUCAAGGUUUUGUAGAUCAUGAAAGACAUGAGCAUGAGAGUCCAUAUAGGUCAUUAGGUCAACAACCAAAUGGCAGACCGAUGGAUUUGGAAGCAUGGCCUGGCAUGCAAACAGAGGAAAAUGGGCAUCUUCAAAGAAUGGCCUCACUUCAGGCUGCUUCAAUGGGCUGGCCUGGGGUCCCUGGAGUCCCAACUACUCCUGUUGUAAAGAGAGUAGUUAGACUUGAUGUGCCUGUUGACAAAUACCCCAAUUAUAAUUUUGUUGGCCGAAUAUUGGGACCACGUGGAAACUCCUUGAAAAGAGUUGAAGCCAUGACAGAAUGCAGGGUAUAUAUAAGAGGCAAGGGAUCUGUUAAGGAUGCUGUAAAGGUGUUGCCUCAAAUAGAUCUUCCCCAACUUUAUCUAAUGGAAGAGAAACUAAAAGAUAAGCCUGGUUAUGAACACCUUAAUGAGCCACUGCAUGUGUUGGUGGAGGCCGAAUUUCCAGAGGAUAUAAUAAAUGCUCGCUUGGAUCAUGCAGUAACAAUACUAGAAAGCCUCUUGAAGCCUGUGGAUGAAUCAUUGGAUCACUAUAAAAAGCAACAAUUAAGAGAAUUGGCCAUGCUAAAUGGUACAUUAAGGGAGGAAAGCCCGAGUAUGAGUCCGAGCAUGAGCCCUAGCAUGUCACCAUUCAAUACCACAGGAAUGAAGCGCGCAAAGACAGGUAGAUAAGAUUAUAUUAUGCCGAUGGAUGAUUGGUUAAAUGCUGGAGGAUUGCAGCUGAUUGAUAGAAGUCCCUGAACUUCUUACUGCCAUUCUAUAUCUCACAAACCUUGGGAGGACCCCUGGGAGCUGGAAAGGCUAAUUGGAAUUCUGAAAUUGUCGGGGCUUAGUUGCUUGUGGUCUCGGUUGGGUUAUUUGCUUCACUAGAUUUACUCUGCAUGGUUUUACAAUUAUCUGCAAUAUUUAUUCUUUUGUGCACUAUUCCUUUGAACAUGAAAUUAGUUAGUUAUUUCAUUGGUUAAAUAACUCAACUCAUGUUAUGUAAUUUAUUAAUCUUUUCCCUGCUUGUGUCUUGUAACACCUAUAAAUUGCAUUGGAAUAUUUGCUUUGAUAAAAAUAUCAGGAGAUAAAUGCAUUUUAAGCUUUGGAUA